Messenger RNA from Cuscuta campestris, 1441 nucleotides. NCBI's taxonomy places the organism in Eukaryota, Viridiplantae, Streptophyta, Magnoliopsida, Solanales, Convolvulaceae. The record is from the annotation of a GenBank genome assembly.
AGUUUGUAGGCCUCAAUCUCAUCAUCUUUAGCUUCACCAUUUUACCAUUUGGUGGCAAACAUGAUGAUGACAACGAUGACAACGAGGAUGGCAACGACAAUGGCAACCUGGAUUUGCUUCCUCUUCAUCAGCAUGGACAUCGCGGCUGGGAUACUCGGCAUCCUAGCACAGAGGGCCCAAAACAAGAUGCCGUUCGAGAAAGUGUUGAUAGUGGAGUGCUGGGAACCAAGCUACAAGGCGUACGGGCUCGGGUUCGCAGCUUGCGUCCUUUUGGGAGCAGCUCAUGUGUUUGCUAACAUGUUGUGUGGCUGUUUUUGCUUAAGUCCCAAAGCUGAGCUCGUGCGCGCCUCUCCUAAUAGGCAACUAGCCGCGGCUUCCCAAGUCUUCUCUUGGAUCACAGGCUGCAUUGCCUUUACAUUGCUGGUCAUAGGGACAGUGUCGAACUCGAAAACAACAAAGACAUGCGGGUUGUCGCGCAGACACGUGCUCGUUGUCGGAGGGAUUAUGUCUUUCAUUCACGGGCUCUUCCUCGUUGCUUACUAUGUUGCUGCCUCUGCUGUUGCGAAUGAAGAUAGAAUGAUCAGACAACCAAUGGGCGUUGGUCCAUACAGACCACCAAAUUCCCAAAAAAUAGAUAGGAAGUGCCGUAUGACACUCCAAACCGCGGCGGUGGUUCCCGGCGGCGAUCUCCCCCGUAAAUUGUUUUGUACUCUUUUCGGUAAUUCGCCGCCCUCCACUGCCGCUGUGCGUGAUUUGGAAAGGGUCUCUGAGGUUUUUGUUUUCAAUCUAUGCCAUUUUUGUACCGAUUUCGCCUUUGAUGUGAAUUAGAAAGGUUCGUGCCACGUCGCCGGUAGCUUUUCCGAGCAUUGACCGGCGAUGCUAUGAUCGAACCGAAACCAAAGUGUUUUCGCAUUAUAUAGGAAGCUAUGGAUGGAUGAUAUGUUCCUCUGUAGAGCCGUCUGUGCGAUAACAUCUCUUGAUGUGAUUUUUUUACGAUUUCUUGUCUGAUUCGAUCGGAGAAGCCUAUGAGGAUUCUUUAUACGUUUUCUGGAAUUACCGUCUGAAAUUUACUCUGAAGACAGAUCGACUAUCUGAGGCUUCUCUCCAUCUUCCUCUAAUUUCAAAGAUUCAUAUUUCAUUACUGGACUUUUAUGAAAUUAUAUUGAACUGCAAUCUUUUUUUAUUAUAUCCCAUAAUUGAUUAUAUUUGUUUUCUUAUUUCUUGAUAACUUUGACUUCCUUUGUUUAAAAAUAAAGUUUUUGUUGCGUUUUACAAUAUUUGAUUUAAGUUAUUUUUAAAUUAUUGGUAUGGAAUAAAAAACGACAGAUGGAUAUAUUGUGUUUUAUGUGAAUUAAAACGGUUCGUGCCACGUCGCCGGUAGCUUUUCCGAGCAUUGACCGGCGAUGCUACGAACGAACCAAAAUCAAAGAGGUUUCGCAUU